ACUGAACUGAUCAAAGACACAGAGAAGACUUUCAUACUCAGACAAACUUAAACAAGCACAUUAGUUCCACAACUGUUGGUUCACCUUCAACAAGACAACAUUAAAAAAUGAAGGAUCUAUUUCACAGACUCCAUGUUAAACUUAAGCACCUCAAUAACCUGAGAGCUGCAGAUGUUCUUCAGAUAAAGAAACAUCCAAUACAAUCUAAUGAGUCUUAUUCUGAAGAGGAGCUGAUUCAGUCUUUCCUACAAAAAGUACUGAUGAUGAACUACAGAGCAAGAUACAUAAAAACAAAGGAAAACGAUGAACAAGCUCAAACAGAAGACAACUGUGAAUCGCCUGAGGAUGAGAGUGAUUUUUUUGAUGUUCUAAACGCAUCUAUGUCAGACAACAUUACAGGCAAAUCUAAGCAAAUUCACCCGAUGGAUGUUCAGAUGGCUGUGUUUCAUUGUGCUGAUGAUUUCCUGAAGCAGCUGAUGGUCACUAAACUGUCCCAGUGUCAGUUCGCUCUGCCUCUGCUUGUUCCUGACAUAUUCACACAACAGAUUGAGUUUCCUCUCUGGACAUUCAGACAAAUCACCAAAAGCUGGAAGAUCAGAAACACCAACAAUGAAACCAUGAGUCAAACCCAGCCGAUCUACAAGGCACAAACUCCAAUGGUGUUUUUCUUUAGGUUUGGCUCUGUAUCUUCAUCCAAGUCUCAGCUGAUGAACAGUCUGAUCAAUGACAAACACAACACGUUCUUCCACAGGAACUGCCCAGGCAGCAGCAGAUCCAGAGUCCUGAUGGAUGGAGUGGUGGAGAUUGCCUGGUUCUGCCCUUCUGGGAAGAACACAGAUAAAUUCACUGACUGUGUGGCCUUCUGUAAUCUACAUGGAGACGCAGGAGUCCAUGAGAAACAGCUGCAGAUCCUCACUGAGAUGGCCUCAGUCAAUGUGGUUCUUCUGCCACGACUGCACACGGAUGACAGAAUUGCAGUUAAAAUAAAAAAAAUGUUCAGUGAAGAAAAGCCACUGAUUUGUCUUUUUACUGAACAUAAAAGUAAAGCAAUUCCAAAAAAGAAAGGAAAAUACAAGAUUGGUCUGAAAGACAGAAAUCAGUCAGAAGUAUCUGAAGAACUCAGAGGAGCUAUAAAGGAUUGUCUCUCAGAAUCAUCUUCCACUUUCAGACUUGAAGAUGUGUCCAAACAUUCAGACAUCAGAGUAGAUGAGGAAGAUGAUGAAGACUGCAGAAGAGGAAGAGCAGCAGCACAGCAGAUGAUCAGUUUACUGGAGAAGAAAAAGCUGACAGAAAUCAAAGAAUCAUUUCUGCCUCAUCAGGGGAAACUGUGGCAUCAGUGGAGUCAGAAGAACAAAGAACUACAUCGACUUCGAGGAGAUGACGAUGAAGUGGAAAUAAAAACUGAAAUGAAAAAUAAACGUCAAAAUCAAUAUAAAUCUGUCAUCAGUGAGUUUAUGAACUUCUUUAUUAAAGAAAUUAACUCACAUGAUAGACAUAAGAUGUUUUUCCUAAAAUGGCUUAGAAUUCUGCUUGAUGAAUAUGCAUCAGCUGAUAUUAUUACUCUACAUCACAAGUACAAUGAAAAGUGGUCAACAGUCUUAAAGCUAACAGAGAAUACAAAAAAAUCUCAUCAACUCAAGGAUGAACAAAUUGAACUUGAGAGAAUAUCUGAGGAUCUUCAAGCUGCAGCUUUUGGUCUAGAGCACAUCAUGAGGGAGAUCGGUCAGAUCUAUGAAUCAUGUUCAUCUGUGAAGGAGAACAAGAAAGAUCUGCCAGUUCACUUCUCUUCUCUCCCGAGUCUCGCAGCAAAGAUGAUGAUCUCUGGGUUUCCACUGGAGCUGAUGGAUGGAGAUGCUGCUCAUGUUCCUCUGGUCUGGAUCUCUGCUGUUUUUGAUCAACUCGUCCAGAAACUGGGAGACCAGACCAGAGUCUUUGUGCUGUCAGUUUUAGGGAUCCAGAGCUCUGGGAAAUCCACCAUGCUGAACGCCAUGUUUGGACUCCAGUUUGCCGUCAGUGCUGGCAGGUGCACCAGAGGAGCUUUCAUGCAGCUGGUCAAAGUGUCUGAGGAGAUGAAAACACAGAUGAACAUUGACUAUAUUCUGGUUGUUGAUACUGAGGGUCUUUGUGCUCUAGAACUGGCUGGAAGAUCAACAAGACAUCAUGACAAUGAAUUGGCCACAUUUGUUGUUGGUCUUGCCAAUCUAACAGUAAUCAACAUCUUUGGAGAAAACCUAUCCGAGAUGCAGGAUGUUCUUCAGAUUAUUGUUCAGGCCUACCUGAGGAUGAAGAAGGUCAGACUAAAUCCUAGUUGUGUGUUUGUGCAUCAGAAUGUCUCAGACAUCACAGCUGUAGAAAAAAACAUGGAGGGAAGAAGACGAUUGCAAGAGACACUGGAUGAGAUGACAAAACUUGCUGCUGAGGAGGAAGUCUGUGAUGCAGAAUGUUUCAGUGAUGUCAUUAGAUUUGAUGUUCAGAAUGAUGUGAAGUAUGUUGCUCAGCUCUGGGAGGGCAGUCCACCAAUGGCUCCCCCAAAUCCAAACUACUCUGAGAACAUUCAAGAACUGAAGGAAACUAUUAUGUCUCGCGCCUCAAAAUUGGAUGGAAUGCUGCUGAAUAAUUUAAAAGAUCAUAUUAAAAAUCUCUGGAAAGCUUUACUUAAUGAACAAUUUGUCUUAAGCUUCAAAAAUUCCCUUGAGGCUGCAGCUUACAAAAAACUGGACACUGAAUACAACAAAUGGUUGAAUAGUCUUCAUUGUGCCCUGAUAGAAACUGAGAAAAAACUACACAGCCAAAUAGAAAAUGAAGCAAUUCACAAGGUUGAGAAAUCUGAUCUUCAAAGAGAACUGAAGAAGACAGUUGAACAAGUGGAAAAAUCACUGUCUGAAUUCUUCGAGAGGGAUGCUUAUGCAAAUAUACUGAUUAAAUGGAAAACAUCAUUUGAAACAAAACUUAAAGAGCAUCAGGAAAACAUUGUGAGUCAAACAAUUAUUAAAGUCAAUGAGAUUCUUCAAAAGAGAGACAUGAAUAAAAAGAUUGAUGCUCAGAGGACACAUCAUGAAAAAACUCUCUAUGAAAAGAGCAAAGAACUGGCCUUAAAACUCAACGAGAAAAAAAACAACGAAGGAACACAGAAGGAAGAGUUUGAUUUGUUCUGGAAACAGUGUGUGAAAAGCCUUACAGACAUUGAUAUAUUGGGAGAUGUGAGAAAGAUCCUCGGUGACUGGAAAGAGGAUGAUAAGUUCAAUGACAUUUUCACUGUGAAGAGUUAUUUUACAUAUGUUACAUUUAAAAAUAAUUCAAAAAGUGGAAUUGAAGGAGUUGAAAAUCACUAUAAAGAAACUCUCUUUUUACAAAGUGACUCCCAAAUCAGAUCAUUUAUUGAAGAUGUUGCUCAUCAAACAGAGACAAUGAUUCAGUCAUUUAACAUUUCAGAGAAUGGCUACAGCAUCAGCUACAUCCAACAGCUCACAGAUAACAUCAAAAAAAGGGUAAAAGAACAUGUGAAGGGACCAGUGAAAUAUCAGUUCACAGAUGAAUUCUUCAUUGAUUUGAUUUUUUCCAUCUGCAUGAGAAUAAAUGACAGGAUCACUGAAGAACACAGAAGGUUCAGGAAGGCAAAUUAUCCAGUUCUCAAUUUGAGGAAGAAAAGAGAUGAGUACUACAGUAUUUUCAUUAAAUACUGCCAUGCAGCAACAUCAGCUGCUAUUUUAGGUCAGAUCAUCUGUCAGAAACUGAGAGAGCCCAUUGAGCUGAGCAUCUACAGGAAAACCUCCAGAGAUUUAGCAGAUGAAAUGAGAUCAAACUGUGAAUCACUGAAUGGAAACAGAUCAAAUCUGGAGAAACACAUCCUGAAGACACUGGCAGAAGAGGAGGACUUUGACAAAUACAUGAACUACAUUGAAAAUCCCAGAGGUCACUACAAGAGUUUCAUCAGAGAUGAAGUCAGUCGCUACAUCAGAGAUAAGUUCAGCAUCUGUGUUUUACCCAAGAUGAAGGAGAACAUUAAACUCCUGCAGCAGAAGAUCAUGAACGCAGCACAUCAAUCUACUGAACAUGUUCAAGUCAACAGUGGAGAUGUUGGUUUGUGGUUGAAGAGUUUCACACAGCAGCUCUCAGAUCAGCUGAUCUUCUCUGAAGAACACCUCAGUGGAGUCAAACAUGAUGAUGUUGAUGAUUUCAGACUCCUAGAAGAUGUGAUCAGACAAGAGCUUCCUGCUGUAAUGUCAGACAUCAGCAGCAGAUUCAACACAGACACAUUUCCAGUAAAGCUGGACUAUAAGUUCAGGCCAGAUGAGCUUCUGAUUGAUCACUUCUGUCAGUGCUGUUGGGUUCAGUGUCCAUUCUGUGGAGUCACCUGCACAAACACCAUAGAAAACCAUGAUGGAGAUCACAGUGCUCCUUUACACAGAGUUAUUGGAAUUAAAGGCACAGUUUACAAAUCAACAAAUACUCUAGUUUGUAAUAUCUGCUCAAAAUUACAUGAAAGUUAUUACCUUAUUAAUAAACAAACUGGAAAACAUUAUAUUAAAUACCACACAAGAGGAGGAGGAGUUUAUGCAGACUGGAGCAUCAUUCCUGAUCUCUCUGAAAUGCCCUACUGGAAGUGGGUUGUGUGCAGAUUCCAGAAAGAUCUGGAAAACUGCUACAGUAAAAUAUUUGAGGGUCAUGGCAUGAUCCUAAAUGAAUGGAGAAGAUAUACAAAAAAGCAAGCUAUUGAGAGUAUAGACGGACAUUUCCAGGAGAUCGAACAUCCAGUGACAGUUUCACCAGUGUAACUGAACUCAUCUCCACCUCAUAAGAGCAGAACAUCAUAAAAUACACCUGAAGAAGAUUAAAGAUAAUAAAUUAAUCAUACAUGCAUAUGUAAAUUUACUAAAACAACACAUCUCAGAGCAUAUGUCUACUUGCAGUCACAAUAUAUUUUGUAUAUUAUAGUCCAAUUAUUAUUGAUUGAUUGAUUGAUGAAAUCUCAUGAAGAAACUCUCCUGAUUUUACACACACACUGCCAAGACAUUAGUUUUUAUUUUCCAUAACCUUGUUAUACUCAGAGUUCAGAUAUUUUUGAUUAUACAUUACUUAUUGUAAGGGCUACAGUGGUGCAGUGGGUAGCACUGUCGCCACACAGCAAGUAGGUCGUGGGUUCGAGCCUCGGCUGGGUCAGUUGGUGUUUGUAUGUGGAGUUUGCAUGUUCUCCAUGUGUUCGCGUGGGUUUCCUCCAGGUGCUCCGGUUUCCCCCACAAAUCCAAACACAUGCGGUACAGGUGAAUUGGGUAGACUAAACUGUCUGUAGUGUAUGAGUGUGUAUAGAUGUUUCCCAGUGAUGGGUUGCAGCUGGAAGGGCAUUCGCUGCAUAAAGCAUAUGCUGGAUAAGUUGGUGGUUCAUUUGGCUGAGGCAACCCCAUAUUAAUAAAGGGACUAAGCCGAAAAGAAUGAAUGAAUUACUUAUUGUUAAUUAGGCUAGUUUGUUUUAGUUUUUAAUUAGUUACAGCUUGUCUGUUAUUGCAAUUCUUGAUUUAUAAUUUUUGAUCAAAUAAAAGUAUUUUUAAGCUUGAAUAA
Molecule: messenger RNA, 5556 nt
Organism: Danio aesculapii
Lineage: Eukaryota; Metazoa; Chordata; Actinopteri; Cypriniformes; Danionidae
Product: interferon-induced very large GTPase 1-like
Exons: 2
Coding region: 108-4775 (1555 amino acids)
Molecular function (GO): GTP binding
Source: RefSeq, a predicted model, not a curated record